This is a messenger RNA of Dovyalis caffra, 639 nucleotides long. The record is from the annotation of a GenBank genome assembly. Lineage: Eukaryota; Viridiplantae; Streptophyta; Magnoliopsida; Malpighiales; Salicaceae.
AUGGCUUCCAUUAUUCUCUUAACCCUCAUGUCUCUCAGCCUUAUUCAGCUCAUGCCAUACCAAGCCAUCGCUGAUCCCACAGAUGGGUUCACUUCCCUUUCGUUGGGUUCAUCAAACUUUAUCAUCCAUAAGCCCUAUGACGUAUCAGUAAGUGACCGAUAUAGCUUCCAAAAUGGCAUCCACAAGCUGUGGGUUUACUCUACCGACAAGCCUUUCAUGCCUGGUAGCAACACUAAACCCAGGACUGAGGUCCGCAUUCAGGGCUAUGACUACACUUCCGGUGUCUGGCAAUUUGAAGGAUAUGCAUACGUGCCAUCAGGCACAACUGGUGUGUCCAUAAUGCAAGUAUUUGGAGGCACUAGUGCUGCCACAACCAUGAUGCUUAGAGUCUACAAUGGUGCAUUAUCUUACUACAGGACUCCAAUUGUCCAAAACAUCUAUAAUAGAUGGUUUAGAGUCAACGUAAUCCAUGAUGUUGGUGCCUCAAAAGUCAAGGUCUACAUUGAUGGGUCAUUGGUGCACCAAGCAAAUGGGAAUGGGGCUUCGUCUCAUUACUUCAAAUUUGGAGUUUAUACACAAGAUAGUCCCUCUAAUUAUAUGGAGUCUCGUUGGAGGGGAAUCAAGGUUCUAAGGAAAUAG